This is a messenger RNA of Cryptomeria japonica (Japanese cedar), 6279 nucleotides long. RefSeq lists its product as uncharacterized. Lineage: Eukaryota; Viridiplantae; Streptophyta; Pinopsida; Cupressales; Cupressaceae. The transcript is spliced from 4 exons. The record is from RefSeq and is a predicted model, not a curated record. The coding region runs from base 435 to 6149 and encodes 1904 amino acids. Gene Ontology annotation, molecular function: protein binding; ADP binding; ATP hydrolysis activity.
ACUAAUCGAGAUUUGGUACGUAUUCAUCAUUUCUUUAUCGCUAGGAGUCUGUUUGCGUUUGGCUGAUGGAGUUCCUUAGUGGAAUAGGGAGUGGGAUUAUAAACACCCUCUGGAAACCAGCUUUUGAAGAGAUUAAGCACCUAACCAGUUUGGGUGAUGAUUCCGAACGUCUCCACCAGCAGAUAGAUCGUGUGAAGGGCAUAGUCAAUGAUAUCAACAGUCGGUUAAAGAGGCAAGCUUGAGAGCCUUUGCCAGCCGUGAGGAAUUGGCUUAACACACAAGAACGAAUCCUCAAAUCUGCUCAAGAGGUGUUUGGCCAGUACGAACAAAAUAAGCAGCGUCGCUUGUGUUGGUGCUGCCCUCACUGUAUCCUUAUCCCAAAAUCCAGUCGAAAAACCCGUAAAUCUCUAGCGGAGAUAGAUGAUCUUCUGAAGAUGAAAGAUUUAGAUUUUCCCAAGAAUGGGGAGCUGGGAGAGCCUCUCGUGACGCUGGUGCAUCCCACGGAUAGCGAAUUGGUCGGAAAAUUCGUUCACGAGAAGCUGUUGGAGCUCCAGACAUGGCUGCUGGAAGAUAACUCUGUUCGUGUCGUUGGUGUCUAUGGAAUGCCUGGCGUUGGAAAGACGGCUGUGCUCAAGCAAAUCAACAACAAUGAGAAAGUAGUCAAAUUCUUUAAGCCAGUGAUUUGGGUUACUGUGUCCGGAGACUCGGAUAUAUCUGCUCUGCAGAGGCGCAUUUGUGAGAGAAUUGAAUUGCCUUGGCAAUCCGGUUGCAGCAUUGACGAGGCCGCAGGGAUGCUGCAUUCGGUUUUCAAGGAGAGGCGACUGCUGCUCAUUUUGGACGAUGUGUGGAAAAGUAUAGAUGUUUCCAAUUUGGGAAUUUCUCUUUCUGAUAAUAAAACAGAAGUGGUACUGACUUCCAGGGAUAAAGAGGUGUGCAAGGGCAUGAAAGCAGACAGGAUGAUUGGAAUGAAACAUCUGUCGGACGAAGAAGGUUGGGAGCUUUUCUGCAGAGGAGCCUUUGUAGCUGGCAAGGAUCAGAAUAUGGAUAUCGAGAUAGAGCACUUUGCGAGAAGUAUUGCAAAGGAGUGUAAAGGGCAUCCUCUGGCCAUUAAGACGCUUGCUCGGACAAUGCCGCAGCUUCAAGACAGUAGAGCGUCUGAAUGGAAAUAUAUUCUGAAUCAGCUAAAGGCGAUUGAUCCCCUGUUUUAUCGCAUUCAUCAAGAGAUUCUGAGGGACUUAUUCAAUCCGCUGAAGCACAGCUACGAUGCUCUGCAAACAGAUGAGCUCAAGCUUUGUUUCCUGUACUUGGCCGCUUACAGAGAAGACGAGGCAAUCGAUGCGGAUCAAUUGAUAGAAUUGUGGUUGGCAGAGGGCCUGGUGAAAAGCAGAGAGGACGGGCGCCACGGUUUUCUCAAGACCUUGGCGAGCCGAUGUUUGGUUGAGAUUGAGGUUAAAGAGGAAAGCGGCCUUGAAAUUUGUGAAGUGAAAAUCCACGAUGUGCUCAGAGAUAUGGCGGUACACAUCGCUGAGAUCGACCAGAAUACCCUGUUCCGUGCAGGUCAGAGUCUAACGGAGUUUCCAAAGUCUGCAAGCGCAACAUCGGUGAGGAUAUCUCUGAUGCAUAACCGUAUCAGAUUCCUGCCUGAAACUUUUGAUUGCGCGAACUUGUUGACUCUGUUUUUGAGCUGGAACACAGUUGAGGAGGUUCCAGAGGGCUUUCUGGAGAAGCUGAAUAUGUUAAAGGUGCUUGAUCUCAGCAACACGCCCAUCAAAUCCUUGCCAAAGUCCAUCGACAGAAUGAAGCAUCUCCUCUAUCUGCAGCUUUCAAAUACCCAGAUUAAGGUAAUCCCUCGUCAAAUAUUUGAGCUGAGUACAGUGCAGGUCUUAGAUCUGUCUUUCUCCCCUCUUAAGAGUAUUCCGUCCAUGAUAAACAAGUUGAAAAGUCUCCAAAUUCUUAAGUUAGCCCACUGUUAUGAUUUGGAGUUUGUUUCAUGCGAAAUUUCAAAGCUCACUGGUUUGGAAGAGCUUGACAUGUGGCAAUCGACAACAUUUGCAUAUUCAGAGGAGGAGAGAAAAGGAGGAGAAUUAAGGGAGGCUUCCUUGCAAGACGUAUGCAAACUCCAUCGUCUGAAGCGUUUGCGCCUAACCCUAAAAUCCCCAAUUAAGGAGAGAACAGUGGGCAACCUUGUGGAGCUUCAAGAACUUUGGCUACUUUGGAGACCUGAAGUCCGUCAAACACAUUUACCCACUGACAUGCUGGCCAUGCACAACCUGGAGAGGCUCCACCUGUAUGACUGUGACAUUGAGGAAACCCCUGAUUUAUUCUCAGGAUUAAAAAAUCUCAAGUACAUAAAGCUGAACUCUUCACAAAUACUGCUCACUCUUUCCGGAUUAGGGUUAGGCGGGUUAUCAUGUUUGAAGGAAAUAGAGGUUGAGAAAUGCCUUCAGCUCAAGGAGUUGGGAGAAGAUUUUGCAAGGAAAGGCUGCUUUCCAAAUCUGCGCAAGCUCAAACUGUGGACGUUACCUUCUGUGGAGAGGCUGUGUACUUCUGUCGAAGAAGGGGCUCUCCCUAUGUUGCAGGCUUUGGCUAUGUUUCGCUGCAUGAAAGUUAAAGCACUGCCAUUGGGUUUUGAUAAACUCAACUCUCUGAGACAGAUCAGAGGAGAUAAGGAAUGGUGGAAUGAAAUACGCUGGGAAAAUGAAGAAAUGAAGAAACAUCUUCAGGCAAGGUACGUGGAAAUCCUGGAAAACCCUUUGAUAAAUACAAGCAGUUCUCUCAUUCCCUCUAAUUGCUGUCCACGCAUGUAUAAGCUGUUAGACAUCCUUCCCACAAGCUCCCCACUGGCGCUCUCUCCACGGGCUCCCCACCCCAUGGGCCCUCCCUACUCUUUCCCCUAUGCUCACAUGUAUCCACGGGGCUUGUGCCACCACCGCAUGGCUUCCCUGCCAUCAGUGAUGUGGCAGUCCCCUCUCGUAGACCCCUGCUCACUCAUCCAACGCAGGCAGAGAAAGACGUCUCUGCGGACCCUAUCUCCCACGACUUGCCUGAACCCAAUGUGGACAAAAAUCCACAGGUCGUUGAUUGCCCCUGUAGACAGGGAAAUUAGCAAUGAAACUACCGGGCGAAUUAACACUGGGCAUGAUAUCUACUCGCAUAAACAAAGAUCACUUAAAUUGAAUAAUUCUACUACUGCAGCAGAGAGUCAAUUGAGGAAAUCAACCAGACAGAGGCGACCUCCUGCAAAGUUCUCCAACUAUGAUUUAUUGUUUUGUGAAGAAGAUGAACCUACCUUGCUAAUCUCUGAUCAAACAAAGCCUACAACAUACAAAGAAGCUUGUAAAAAUGCAGAUUGUGAUAACUGGCACGCUGCAAUGUGCGAAGAAAUGGAUGCACUAUUGCAAAAUGAGACAUGGGAUUUGGAGACUGUUUGCGUUUGGCAGAUGGAAGCCGCCAUUAUUCAACUAGUUAGCGAGGCUAUACCCAGUUUCAUCAAAACAUUUGUGAAAGAGAUUAAGCACCUAAUCAAUUUGCCCAACGAUGCCAAAUACCUCCGCGAAAAGCUUGAUCGUGUGAAGAGCAUAGUAGAUGAUAUCAACAAUCAGCUAAGGACGCAAGGUCGACAGCCUUUGUCAGUCGUGAAGAAUUGGCUCAACACACAAGAGCCAAUCGUUAAAUCCGCUGAAGAGGUGUUUCGCCAGUACGAAGAAAACAAGCACCAUCGCUUGUGUUGCUGCUGCCCUAACUGUUGCUUUCUCCGAAGAUCCAGUGGAAAAAUCCUGAAGUCUAUUAAGGAGAUAGAUGGGCUUCUGAAGACAAAGGAGUCAGAUUUUCCCAAGAAUGGAGAUCUGGGAGAGCCUCUGAAGACGCUGGCGCAGCCCAUGGAGAACGAGCUGGUGGGCACAUAUGCUCAGGAGAAGCUGUUGGAGUUGAAGACGUGGCUACUGGACGAUCAAUCUGUUCGUGUUGUUGGUAUCUAUGGAAUGCCCGGCGUGGGAAAGACGGCCUUGCUCAAACACAUCAACAACAAUGAAAAGGUAGUGGAUUUCUUUAAGCUUGUGAUCUGGCUUACUGUGUCCAGAGACUCCAAUGAAUCUGAUCUCCAGAGGCGCAUUUUUGAGAGAAUUGAAUUGCCUUGGCAAUGCAAUUAUAGCAUUGACGAGGCUGCAGGGAAGUUGCAUUCAGUUUUCAAGGAGAAGCCACUGCUGCUCAUUUUGGACGAUGUGUGGAGAAGAAUCGAUGUUUCCAAAUUGGGGAUUUCACUUUUGGAGAACAAAUCAAAAGUUGUGCUGACUUCCAGGGAUAGAGAGGUGUGCAACAGCAUGGAUGUAGACAAAAUGAUUCUAAUGAAGAAACUCUCGGAGGAAGAUGGUUGGGUACUUUUCUGCAGAGGAGCCUUCCGAGCUAGCGCGGAUCAGAAUAUAGAUAGCGAGAUUGAGCCCUUCGCAAAAGGGAUUGCAAAGGAGUGUAAAGGGCAUCCCCUCGCCAUUAAGACACUUGCCCGGACAAUGCCGAAGCUUGACAAGAGUACGCCAUCUCAAUGGAAAUACAUUCUGGACGAGCUAAAGGCGAUUGACCCCCAGUUUUAUCGCAUUCAUGAGGAGAUUCUGAGGGAAUUAUUCAGCCCGCUGAAGCGCAGCUACGAUGCUCUGGAAACAGAUGAGCUGAAGCUUUGUUUCCUGUAUGUGGCCGCUUACAGAGAAGAUGAGGAAAUCGACGCAGAUCAAUUGAUACAAUUGUGGUUGGCCGAAGGCCUAGUGAAAAGCAGAGAGCAGGGUCGCCAUUCUUUUCUCAAGAUCUUGGCCGACCGAUGUUUGGUUGAGAUUGAGGUUAAAGAGGAAAACGGCCUUGAUAUUUGGAAAGUGAAAAUUCACGAUGUGCUAAGAGAUAUGGCGGUACAAAUCGCUGAGGUCGACCGGAAUAUCCUGUUCCGUGCGGGACAGAGUCUAACCGGCAUUCCAGACUCUGCAAGAGCAACAUCGGUGAGGAUAUCACUGAUGCAUAACCAUAUCAGAUAUCUGCCUCAAAAUUUUCAAUGCACGGAGUUGGUGACACUGUUGUUGAGCUGGAACACAGUUGAAGAAAUUCCAGAGGGAUUUCUGGAGAAGCUGAAUAUGUUGAAGGUGCUUGAUCUCAGCAACACGCCCAUCAAAUCCUUGCCAAAGUCCAUCAAGCAACUGCAGAAUCUCCUCUAUCUGCAGCUUUCAAAUACCCAGAUUAAGGUAAUCCCUCAUCAAACAUUUGAGCUGAGUAGACUGCAGUUUUUAGAUCUUUCUUUCUCCCAUCUUAAGAAUAUUCCAUCCGUGAUAAACAAGCUCAAAUUUCUCCGAAUUCUUAAGUUAGCCCACUGUUAUGAUUUGGAGUUAGUUUCACCCGACAUAUCACAGCUCACUAGUUUGGAAGACCUUGACUUGUGGAAGUCAACAAUGUUUGCAUAUUCACGGGAGGUGAGAAUAGGAGGGGAAUUAAGGGAGGCUUCCUUGCAAGACAUCUGCAAACUCCAUAAUCUCAAGCGUCUGCGUCUAUCCCUAAAAUCCCCAAUUGAGGAGAAAACAGUGGGGAACCUGGUAGAGCUUCAAGAACUUUGGCUAGUUUGGAUGCCCCAAGUCCAUCAAACAAAUCUACCCACUGACAUGCGGGCCAUGCACAACCUAGAGAGACUCCACCUGUAUGAUUGCCACAAUGAGGGAACACCUGAUUUAUUCUCAGGAUUAAAAAAUCUCAAGUACUUAAAGCUGAACUCUUCUCAAAUACUACUCAAUCUUUCCGGAUUAGGGUUAGGCAUACUAUCCAAUUUGAAGGAAAUAGAGAUUGAGAAAUGCCUUCAGCUCAAACAGUUGGGAGAUGAAUUCGGGAGGGAAGGUUGCUUUCCAAAGCUGCGCAAGCUCAAACUGUGGAUGUUACCUUCUCUGGAGAGUCUGUGUAGUUCCGUCGAACAAGGGGCUCUUCCCAUGUUGCAGACUUUAACUUUAUUCCGUUGUAUGAAAGUUAAAGUACUGCCAUUGGGUCUUCAUAAUAUCAAGUCUCUGAUACAGAUCAAAGCAGAGAAGGAAUGGUGGAAUGAAAUUAGCUGGAAAAAUGAAGAGAUGAAGAUUCAUCUUCAUACUAAGUACGCGGAAAUCGUAGAAGUCCAUGAAAAUUAUCAUGUUUAACCCAAAAUUUUCCAGUAAGUAAUUGCUUGUACGAAUUAUAAGUUGUUUAUUUUGCAAAGUAUUGCUUGUGUGCAAUAAUGUAAUUAAGGACUUUAUGCUGCAAAAAGCUGGAAGCUGGAUAUUGUGAUUA